Colletotrichum karsti is the source of this 954-nucleotide messenger RNA. Its product is annotated as f1f0 atp synthase assembly protein. NCBI's taxonomy places the organism in Eukaryota, Fungi, Ascomycota, Sordariomycetes, Glomerellales, Glomerellaceae. The coding region runs from base 1 to 954 and encodes 317 amino acids. The record is from RefSeq and is a predicted model, not a curated record. Gene Ontology annotation, cellular component: mitochondrion. The transcript has a single exon. Gene Ontology annotation, biological process: mitochondrial proton-transporting ATP synthase complex assembly.
AUGGCAUCCUGCCGUAUCCCCGCCCUGCGGCACAUCAUCGCCUCUUCGGCGCGCACGUUCCGCGCCCAGAACCAGCGCCGCUGGGCCCAGGUCCACGACGUGCGCUUCCUCGCCACGACCCAACAACCCCGCGCCGUCGUCGAGAAGUACCGCGCCAAGCUCGAGCAGAAGGCCAAGGAGUCGGGCGUAUCGAACAUCGACGAGCUCAAGGCCGCAUACGCCGACAAGAUCCAAGAACAGAAGCAGAAGGACGCCAUCUCCGUCCCCGGGCUGGACGAGAUCCUCAACGACGAGCCCGCGUCGGCGAAGACGGGCUCCGCUACGACGACAUCACCGAACGGCGCGCAAAAGAACCCUCCCGUCCCCGGGUCCUCCUCCGGCAACGGCGUCAAGUCCCUCGACGAGAUCCUCGACCUCCCCAAGGCCCGCGAGCUGCCCGACAAGGAGCUGACGGCCAUCUGGCGCCUGCGCCACGCCUCCGACCCGACCUCGCUCUGCGCCGUGAUCCCGGCCUCGACGUUCCGCCCGAUGGAGGCCCUCGCGAGGGAGAACCCGCAGUUCGUGCUGCCCGUCCCGCACGAGUCUCAGGGCGCCGAGAUCCACUUCCUGCAGUGGGUGUUCGACCCGGCGUCCAAGACGGCGACGGUCAUGUUCACGCAGCUCGCCGAGUUCAAGGCGCGCGGCGAGUACGCGCAGCCGCACACGACGGUGACGCACCAUAUGGAUUUGGCGGACGAGAGGGGGCUUGUCCUGAUGCACGGCAAGCUGUCGGAGGACAGGGGCGUCAAGACGGAGCACGCGCAGUGGCUCGUCAUGUGCCUGCAGAGGUUCUACGGCGAGGCUGAGGGCAAGGAGAGGGCGGAGGAGAGGAAGAAGCUGCUGGAGUGGUUCCGGAUGGGCGAUCCGCGGUUUAGUGUUGAGAAGUUGAUGGAGGAGGCGGAGCGCAUUGGUUGA